ACAUACUCUCAACACACACAUACUCUCUCACACACACACACACACUCACACACACACACACACACACAGUCUUGAGUGCGGUUCUACUUCUCAUCCUUGUUAAGAUGUCCAAGGAGUCCCAGGUGUCUGAGACGUCUCAGGUGGCCAAGACGGUGCUGGAGCUGGACGCCACGGAGGCUCAGGGCCUAAAACAGGGAAUCAACUUUAGGAAAAACAAAGAAGGAAAAUGUUUCAUCAUCUACAAAAAUAAGAAUGUGAUCCGAGCCUGCAGGAACCAGUGCAAACACCAAGGAGGACUCUUCAACCAGGACAUGGAGGACAUGGACGGCAGGACUGUUCGCUGCUCUAAACAUUUUUGGAAGCUGAAUGUGGCCACCAUGAAGUACGUCAACCCUCCAGACAGCUUCGCCCAGGACGAGCUCGAGGUGACACAGUGUGAAGACGGGCGGUUGGAAUUUGUGGAGUUGGACCCUCCUGACCCUUGGACAGCUGAUCCCAGAAUUGUUGAGGAACUACAGCCUGGAGAGGUUACGCUGACAUACAUCACACACGCAUGUGUAGAAGUGAAGGCGGGGUCGAAGCGGAUGAUGUUUGAUCCCUGGUUGGUGGGUCCAGCGUUCGCUCGUGGUUGGUGGCUUUUACACGAACCUCCACCUGAUGCACUAGACAGACUCUACACAACAGAUCUGGUCUACAUCAGCCACAUGCACUCAGACCACCUCAGCUAUCCCACACUGAAGCUACUCUCUGAGAGGAGACCAGAUUUAUCGAUAUACGUCGGAAAUACAGAGCGUCCUGUUUUCUGGUAUCUUGGGAAAAGUGGCGUGAAACUGACAAACAUCAAUGUUGUUCCAUUUGGCGUCUGGCAGAAUGUAGAUGAACAUUUGCGGUUUAUGAUUCUGAUGGACGGCAUCCACCCGGAGAUGGACACCUGUAUUAUUGUGGAAUAUAAGGGUCACAUGAUUCUGAACACAGUGGACUGUACACGCCCCAAUAAUGGCCGCCUCCCACAUGGAGUGGAUGUGAUGAUGGGUGACUUCGCUGGAGGAGCUUCAGGAUUUCCCAUGACCUUCACAGGGGGGAAAUACACUGAGAGCUGGAAGGCAAGUUUUAUUAAAACUGAGAGGAGGAAGCUGUUGAACUAUAAAGCUGAGCUGGUGAAGACCCUGAGGCCGAAAGUGUACAGUCCCAUCGCUGGCUACUUCACCGAGGCACAUCCAUCUGACAGGUACAUAAAGGAGACGAACACAAAGAACGACCCUGUGGAACUGAACAAACUGGUCAAAAACAUCUGUCCUGAGGUUUUCACCUGGACACCUGCACCAGGCGCCGUGCUGGAUCUGUGCCUCGCCCUCAAACAAGGGGACGCAGUCACCGAGCCGCCCGAUGGGACGAAGAUCUACAAGGACAACUGGGACUUCAAGGUUUAUCUGGAUGAACUGAACACUGCGGUCUCGUCCCAAAUCUUCAAACACAACCACUGGAUAGAAUUUUACUACAAGUGGGCCGCGUUCAGGGACUACAACCUGGUCGUACGGGUGAUGGAGACAGACGAUGAUUUCCAGCCGCUGAAGGACGGGUACGAUUACCUGGUGGACUUUCUGGAUCUUACUUUCCCUUCAAUGAGACCAGACCGAGAGCACGCCUACUUAGAGAUUAAGAACCGAGUGAAUGUGAUGAGGUACCUGGUGGUGAACGGCUUGCUGUGGGAUGAUCUGUACAUCGGCUUCAACAACCGCAUCUGCCGAGACCCAGACGUCUACCAUCAUAAGUUUUGGAAGCACUUCCAGUCAGAUUUGCCAACAGCGCCACCCGACUGGGACGCGUUCCUGGAAAUGGUUCCUGCUCAGGAUUCCGAAAGCUCUUCCUGUAUUCUGUCUUAAACACACACACACACACACACCCAGCACUACUGAAGAUAAAUGCUCAGGGUAUCUUUCUAGUGAAUGUUUAGGUUUAAAUGAAGGUUUGGGGCUAAAAUAAUUUUUUUGAAAAAAAUCAUUUUGCAAGCAGCUGAAAGCAACACGAAAGCAGUUGAAACUGAAUUCAGUAACGUGUUGACACUACACACAGGAGAACAGAAGGACUCAGUUUCAGUUUCAGUUACUGGGAGGUUUUAUAUAUAAAAGGAGUAUAUAUAGUUCAUAUAAAUGAUGGUUGUUUGUAUCUCAGGGUCAGG
Molecule: messenger RNA, 2179 nt
Organism: Clarias gariepinus (North African catfish)
Lineage: Eukaryota; Metazoa; Chordata; Actinopteri; Siluriformes; Clariidae
Gene: cmah
Product: cytidine monophospho-N-acetylneuraminic acid hydroxylase
Exons: 15
Coding region: 105-1883 (592 amino acids)
Molecular function (GO): 2 iron, 2 sulfur cluster binding
Source: RefSeq, a predicted model, not a curated record